Xiphophorus hellerii (green swordtail) is the source of this 5466-nucleotide messenger RNA. Its product is annotated as neural Wiskott-Aldrich syndrome protein-like. The record is from RefSeq and is a predicted model, not a curated record. Gene Ontology annotation, biological process: actin filament organization. Gene Ontology annotation, molecular function: actin binding. The coding region runs from base 313 to 1836 and encodes 507 amino acids. The transcript has 12 exons. NCBI's taxonomy places the organism in Eukaryota, Metazoa, Chordata, Actinopteri, Cyprinodontiformes, Poeciliidae.
UGGAUGGAACUGGCUCAGGGCUCCUAUAACGGCAGGACUUCCAAGGAAAGUUUUCACCUCGUCCCAGCUUCGUCCUGUUGUCCCAGUUUUUGCCUGGUUUUGAGGAGCCGAGAGACGCCAAAGCUACAUUCCUGCACCGUGCUCGUUUCCCCCCCCGCCACCUUUACCUCGGCGGAGCGGCGGAAUACUCCCGCACCGGCGUGAGGAGUCGGAGGCAGGCAGGCCACGGAUGACCGAGGGAUUGUUUAUGUAUCUUCCCGGAGCUCCUACAAGCAGUCAGCGGGUGCAGACUUCAUAAACUGACCCGUAAUAAUGAGUGGACACCCGCCGCAACGGCGGCAAAGCAAUGUCGGCUCCUUAAUCUUGUCACAGCAGGACAAUGAAAGCCUUUUUAACUACCUUGGGAAGAAAUGCAUCACGUUGUCUUCAGGAGUGGUCCAGGUGUACACAGCAGAACGAAACGGCAGCUGGAACAAAAGAUGCUGCGGGGUGGCCUGUCUGGUCAAGGACAACCCACAGCGCUCCUAUUUCAUCAGGGUCUUGGACAUAAGGGAGGGUAAGAUGAUGUUCGAACAGGAGCUGUACAACUGCUUCAAUGGUAACCUGCAGAGACCUUACUUCAUUACAUUUGCUGGAGAUACGUGCCAAGUGGGUCUGAACUUCGCCAACGAAGAGGAGACCAAACGUUUUUAUGGCGCCUUAGCAGAGCUGACGGUGAAAAGAAACAGGAAAACGGAGAAGAGGCGAGACCCUCCAAAUGGACCUGCGUUGCCCAUGGCGACCGUCGACAUCAAACACCCAGAGAUCAGCAACUCGCAUCGUAUUCACAACAACGCUCCGAUGAACAACCUCGUGCACGGCUCCUUCCCCAGGAGGAUCAAGAAGGAAAAGGUGAAGAAGAAGAAGCUGACCAAGGCCGACAUCGGCACACCCAGCAACUUCCAGCAUGUAAAUCACAUAGGAUGGAACCCAAACACCGGCUUUGAUAUGAAUAACCUGGACCCAGAGCUGAAGAACCUGUUUGAUUUGGCCGGCAUCUCCGAGGCUCAGCUGAAAGACAAGGAGACCUCCAAGGCCAUCUACGACUUCAUUGAGAAAAAUGGAGGCGUGGAGGCCGUCAAAAACGAGGUACGGAGACAAGGUCCGCCCAGGUGGAGCGCUCCUCCACCGCCUCCACCCAGAGGUGGCCCUCCUCCUCCACCCCCACCCCAACAUGGCUCCGCCCCUCCACCACCUCCUCCUUCCCGGGUGGUCCGGGGCGCCCCGCCGCCUCCGCCCCACUCCCGGCCUCCAGUCUCGGCGCCCCCGCCUCCGCCCCCGUCCCGACCGGGUAUGUCCGCCCCGCCGCCUCCGCCACCCAGCCGCGGCGCUCUCCCGCCUCCGCCCGCCCCGGCACACGCCUCCCUCCCCGUGGCCCCGCCUCCUCCCCCGCCGCCACCGGCCAGCAACGGCGCUCCUCCGCCCCCACCCCCUCCGCCUCCUCCCGGACCUCCUCCUCCGCCCUCCAUGGAGGCCAACGGAGGGGAAGGCAAGUCUGCGCUGCUGAGUCAGAUCAGAGAGGGAGCGCAGCUGAAGAAGGUGGAGCAGAAGGAGAGGCCAGUGUCCACCGGCGGCAGAGAUGCACUUCUGGACCAGAUCCGACAAGGAAUCCAACUGAAAGCCAGGGACGAUAACUCCGAACCGACAUCUACUGACGCAGCACCGACAGCGGGCAUCGUCGGGGCGCUGAUGGCCGCGAUGCAGAAGAGAAGCAAAGCUAUCCACUCUUCGGACGAUGACGACGACGACGACGAUGACGACGACUUUGAGGAAGAGGAUGAAUGGGACGACGAGUGAAACUUUUUUUGUCUUUUCUUUUUCUUUUUUUUUUUGCCCUCGAUGACACUAAAAUUUAUCCCAGUCUUUCUAAAAUAAAGUUGAUGACUUCAUAAUUAUAAUUAAAAAUGUUCCUUCAGUUUUCUGUACAUUUUUAUUUCUGUUGCCUUUAUGCUUUUUCUUUUUUAUUAAUCUGUGCAAUACCUCAUUUAAUCUAUAAAUGUUUGUCGGUCUAAUCUUAGAGGUUGUCUAUCAUCGUUUGCUCCAUCUUGUCUCCUGAUGGGAUUAAUUUUCUUCCUUUGUUGCUACGCGGCUCAGACCGUCUAUAUUUCCAAAUGUGUUGAUCACGCUCUGUUUGUCAUUUUUCACAUCUGCUGUCUCCUGUCACACACGAUCCGACUUUGCUCCUGUUUUCACCCCGAUGUGCAAUUUUAAACGUCUCUUAAGCAUUUGAGCUGAAUGUUGGCUACUUUUUUUUUUUUUCCCUCAGCGCUUUGAGAGGGCUUACAGGAUAGCGAGACAAGUUGCCACAAAAUCUUAUUUGUAUCAUUGUUAGAAAGGGAGAAGAAAAAAAAAAAGAGGCUAUUUUCAUACCCGGUUGCUCUGUAGUUUAUUUUUACAUAUUCAAAUAAUUCUAGUUUAUUGAUCAUAUUUUCUUAAAAAAAAAAGAGAAGAAAAAGACAGCACUCUGGAAUAUUUAGCAUUCAUUCACUGUGGACUGUACAUUUACUCUAAACUUUGAGUCUUUUUUUUUUUGCACAUAUUGAAAAAUCCGACUCGUUGCAGGGAUAGAGAACAUUUUAGGGUUCGCAUCAUAAUUUAAAGUGCACGUGCUUUAAGUAAUGUAGCCAAAUACAUGAGGAAUUGAAAUGGUAGAUCAUUAACACUACAAACAGUAAAGAGGGUAGCCCACAGUCUUAUGUUUGGCUCUUUUUUUUUAUAUCUCUGCAACACUACAGGUUUAAUUGACUUUUGUGCUCAUUUGUUUUUUUUUUUUGUUGUUUUUUUUACAGUAGAAAGCAGAGUAUUAAUAAAUACCUGUUCAUUGUAAUCAGGUAAUUCAUCAUGUGAUGCUAAAAUAAAGAUAUUUUAGUUUUGCACACUGAUUCUUAUAAUGGGUCCAUUCUGCGUUUCUGUACUGGUCAAACGCUGGCAUAUUAAUUACCGACCACGUAUUGACUUGACUACUUUUAAUUAUGAGCGGUAACAUUGGGACAUCUAUGCACAGUCAAUGUUGAAUUAAGCAAGCAUUGAAUUUUUAAGUUUUACCCUUCAAAGUGGAUAUGUCACAGUUAAAUUGUUUAAUUAUUUUGCAUAGCAGUCAUAAAAAAAGGGUUUAUUACAAUAUCCGCUGAAAUAUGAGCUGAAUUUCAGAAAUAUAAUUUUUGACUCAGCAGUUCUUACAUUUUUAUUUUUAUUAUUUUGGGGGGGGUGGGCUGCAGAAGAAAAAGAAAUGACGAUGGGUAAAGUUUGUCAUUUGCCAACUGUAGUUUUAGUCUUAAGUCAACAUAAUGCAGAACUGCUAAUAUGAAGGUAAAAAGAUGCUGGUCAUUUUUACCUUCGCCUCUUUUUCGUUGUUGCUUUCAAAGAAACAUAAUUUUUUUUAAGUACAAAAAAUUGCCGUUUGCCCCGAGGCAUUUUUUUUAAUCAUACGUGUCGAUCACGGUGUUGUGAAGCCGUCUAGAUACAUUUUAAACACCUAACAAUAGUGCUUGGAUUUUCAAAGUAGUUAAUUUGGAUGUAAGCCAAAAUAGUUUCUCAUGUUUCUGCUUAUAAUGCAUGAAGUUCGACUCGGUGGUGUUUGUAUAAUCUCUUAAACAGAAAGCCGAGUGAGAUGGCCACAUUUGCCUUGUUCCUGUUAGCAACUCAGCUGCUAACCCUGACAACAUUAAAUCUGUUAAUGUAGGGAUUUCAAGUUUUGUAAAGAUGCUUUAAUUUUGUUUUUCAGGAACACAGCUUCUUCAGAUUAUAUAAGAUUGUAUAGCAAUUUAGCUAGCUAUAUAGCUACAUAGCUAUCUGUAGCUAUAUAGCUAUAUGUAACUACAUAGCUAGCUACAGUAUAUAGCGAUGUAGUUAUUUGACUAGCUUAUAAACAUACAUAGCUAUCGUAGCUAUGUAGCUACAUAGCUAUAUGUAACUACAUAGCCAGCUACAGUAUAUAGCGAUGUAGUUAUUUGACUAGCUUAUAAACAUACAUAGCUAUCGUAGCUAUGUAGCUACAUAGCUAUAUGUAACUACAUAGCCAGCUACAGUAUAUAGCAAUGUAGUUAUUUGACUAGCUUAUAAACAUACAUAGCUAUCGUAGCUAUGUAGCUACAUAGCUAUAUGUAACUACAUAGCCAGCUACAGUAUAUAGCGAUGUAGUUAUUUGACUAGCUUAUAAACAUUUAAAAUUUGAGCUUAUUCCAAUGUUUUCUGGCUUUUUCAGGGCAACUUAUUUGAGUAAAAUAUGUACUCAUUUUUGGGGGCUAAAAGACAAGAAUUUUAAUUAUUUGGGCAACAAAAACAGAAAGAGGGCAGUCUCACUACUCCAACCCAUCUUUCCCUAGCAACACAUUAACUGUAGAAGAGAAUAGUUGGUGUUUGUCAUUAGCUUAAAAUUUGCUAGCAUUUGUUUUGUUCCCGUUGGAAAAUACUCCAUCAAAGGUUAAUGUGUGAGGAGAAUUUUGCAUUUGUUUUGCACGCUGAAUAUGAAGAACCAAAACAUUUUGUUUACAAGAAGUUUCCAAACAUACAUUCCAUAAUAGUCCCUACUUCCUACUUUAACUACAAGUUAAUUAAAGCAAUUUUUUCAAAAUCUGGCUUAGGUGUACUGUAAAGAAGUGUUGGAUGAUUAAGAAGUAAUGUCUACCAUUGCUUUAUCAGGAAAUUAAAUAUUUAAAGUCAAUUGGCCAAAAUGAGGAUGCGUGUAAUUAAAAUCUCAGAAAAUAAUGUACAGUUAAAUGAUGCGUGGGAUUUGAGUUUUCUACAACAUAUUUAAGCCAUCAAAAUAUUUGACAAAAAAAAAAGUAAAGCGAAAUGGCAUGGAAAGCUACAAAUGACACCGCAUAUCAAUAGGAAUAAAUACUGAAACACACAGUAACAUUUUUAUUCGUAUGAAAAAAAGGUGACUAAAAACAUUUUCUUGUCCCACUAUCAGUUUUUGUUCCUUCUGUUGGGAGCUACUUGGCACCAUAACACACUCCCAGUUCAAUUAGCAGCUCAUGAAACUGGAGAUAUUCCUCUUUGUUAGUUUUAAAUGACAAUCAUCAGUCACGUCUGCUCAAGAGUUUUGAAUUGAAAACUACCAUCGCUGUAAUGCUGCCAAGAAACAGCAGCGUAUUCUGAUAGCUUAGCUUGUAGUACACCAGUUCACAGUCCUACAAAAAAAAACAAAAAAAAGAACAUGUUUCUAAAAUGCUUAUUUGAAACUUUAGUCUUAUCCAGGCAGAAAUAAUAACUUAUCAUCCUUUCCUGCUGGUUUGUUUUUCUGUUGGCAAAAACUGAACUGUCAAUCUUAAAUUUUCUGACGGUGAAAGACAAAGUGCCACUUGUUUGAUUAAAUUAAGAUCUCUGUUGUUGUUAGGUGUUAAAAUAUGCAAAUUCUUUUGUCGGCUUCUUCAGGAAACUGUAAAAAAAAAAAAAAAAAAAAGAAUGACACCAACUCCAAUC